GCCGCGAUGCGCACUCGCGAGUAAAACGCAAAGUAGAUCGAGUCAGUAUUGGACGGGCACUCCACGGUGUCACGUGUGACGCUUUUUCGAUUUGGUCUACGAUCGAUCUCUUCGACGCGCGAAAUUUCUCGACGAAAAACGACGUAACGAACAACCGAAAGGUGAAACUACCGGUGCUUCAUUACGAAUAUCGGAUUACCCUUUCUCGCGAGACCUCGUGAGGCAGGGAAUUUGAAGAAGAGCGCAAUGUCAGCUGCGGUGAGGGAGAGAACGACAACGCACACCAGCAGAAAGAUCGUGAGUCAUGGUGGUCCUAUAUCUGGCCAGAGCCAGUCGACAACCACGGCCAACAGCCUCGAAAACAACUUAGAUGCUCUUCUCGAAGAUUUGCAAACAAGUGUCUCAAGAAGUACCACCCCUAGUCGCGGUGGCAGGGCACUUUCGCCUCAAGUGGAGUAUCGAGUAGCUGCGAAUCCUACCAAGAUUGUUUCCGAAGGCAGACCUAUUUCACCAACUCGAACGAUGACAACUACCACGGAAAAAUACGUGAGCACCGGGCCGAGUGGUGCACCAAGUGGUAUUCCCGGUUUGGAUUUCAUCGACUCAGAAUUACAGAAUGUGCAACCCGGGCAAAGUAAAACGAUCGCUUACAAACAGGUGUCGUAUCAAUAUAACAAAACUCUGGACGGAAAACCGAUUGAUUCAUGGACGGUCGACAAUGCGUUAACAAACACCAGUGCUGCUAUGAUCGAUGAUAUUCGAGAAAGGACCUACGAAGAAAGCACAAUGCAACGUGGCUUAGAACCGGUUGGCAAAUCUGUGAACAGAGAACUAGUGUACAGCGACAGUUCUACAUCUCGUUCCAAGCAAACUUCCCCUCUCCCGGCUGCUCAAAGGGACGUCAAAUACAUUCACGCAGAAUCUUCGAGCGGUUACCAAACAGAACCGGUACAACAAAAUACCGUGACGACCGUGCACACGACGAGCGCGGCCCAAGAAUACGGAAACGUGGAGUACAUCCCAGUUCCAUCGCCGACGCCAGCGGUGCCCAUCAACCUGGCACCGGGUCCGAACACGAAAGUGACGACCACCAUCAAGACGUACACGUACGAGUUGCCAGGGCCACCUGAAACCUAUCUACCAGGUGGCAACGUGCCAGGAACCGUGGUGUUGCCAGGUGAUCAAACCAUCACGUACACGAUACCGAAGGGAACCACCUCGACCACAGACAAAACGAUCACCUAUCAAACCGUGACCGAGAACGUGCCGUCUAAAACCCCGGCCAGAUACAGUAGCCCGCCGCCACCUGUAGCGGACGUCACCAAGAAAUCCACCACGAUUCACCAAGAGUCGAAAUUCUAUCGGGAGGAACAUCACGGUGGCAGGGUGACGAGUCACCCGACGACCACGUCCUAUCACCCUGGCUCGCCACCCAUAGAGAACAAAACGACGAUCACGAGAAACGAGAAGUAUUAUCAAGUGGACGGUACGCACCCGAAUGGAUAUCAUCCGGGCGGCGAUCAUCCGGGAACCACGGUGAUUUACCAGAAUCAACCGCCGAACGUAAGCGAGACCCACACAACUAUAAAUCGAAUCGAGGAACAUUAUCCUAGCCGGCCACCGUCCAGCGGACGACACCCGACACCUGAUAAACCGGGAACACCGGUUAAUUAUUAUACAUCGCCACCACAAUCUAGCGCCCAGCCGCAAUCCACCACUAUAUAUAAAUUAUCGAACACGACCACAACGAUACCACCGAACAAGAACCCCGAAGACCACGAGGUUUUGUUACCUAAACCGUUCCCGGUCGAGGAUGUUCGAGCCAAGCCUGUUAACAACGUGCAGACCCCUCCUAAAAAGUUGGAAGAUCUUAUGGCGUCGUUUUCCGACACGGAGCGCGAGGUACUGGAAGAUAUCGAAAAAAGGGAAAAAGAACAACAGAAAGAUUCGCCGGCAGUGAAAAAGGAAGUCGACUUUGUACCCCACACACCGCCGAAAGUGAAAAGUAAAAAUGUCGCAGGACCUCCGGUUUAUUAUCCUCCAGGAGCUGCAGAGUUUACUAAAAAAGAAGAAUAUAGCGCGGCUAUGUCGCAGGCUGGUGGAGGAUGGGCAAAAGCUAAGGGAAAAUACGAAUACGAAGCGUCUUCAAAAAGUAAAACGAAAUCGAGCAGCGGCAAAGCAGUCGUACCCGUUUGCCUACCACUUUGCUGUGCCUUGCCAUGUGUAAUUAUGUAACUUAUUUUAAUAUUAAUAUUAAUACGUUUCAAAUGAUCAAGGAAUCUAUUAGUCAUGUUAUUAUAAAUGAUCGCGCGUCAGAAUUGACCAGUCUUCCGUCAUAUGUGUAGAAAAAAAAUUUUAACAUAAAAA
This is a messenger RNA of Apis dorsata (giant honeybee), 2367 nucleotides long. Its product is annotated as mucin-12. Lineage: Eukaryota; Metazoa; Arthropoda; Insecta; Hymenoptera; Apidae. The record is from RefSeq and is a predicted model, not a curated record. The transcript is spliced from 11 exons. Bases 247 to 2235 code for a protein of 662 amino acids.